This is a messenger RNA of Penicillium taxi, 1428 nucleotides long. Its product is annotated as ammonium permease MEP2. Gene Ontology annotation, biological process: ammonium transmembrane transport. Gene Ontology annotation, molecular function: ammonium channel activity. The record is from RefSeq and is a predicted model, not a curated record. Gene Ontology annotation, cellular component: plasma membrane. Lineage: Eukaryota; Fungi; Ascomycota; Eurotiomycetes; Eurotiales; Aspergillaceae. The coding region runs from base 1 to 1428 and encodes 475 amino acids. The transcript is spliced from 4 exons.
AUGUCGGCUUACCCCACUACAUACAAUGGCACCGGAGCUGAUGGCGGUGACUCUUUGACUGAGGAUCUCAACAUCUGGUACAAUGCCGGUGAUAUCGCUUGGGUUAUCACCUCUUCCGCUCUUGUAUUACUUAUGAUUCCUGGUGUCGGUUUCUUCUACUCCGGCCUGGCUCGUCGCAAGUCGGCCUUGUCCCUCAUCUGGUUAUCUAUCAUGUCCUGUGGUGUUGUUACCUUCCAGUGGUUCUUUUGGGGAUAUUCCCUCGCCUUCUCUCACUCCGGUGGCAAGUACAUUGGUGAUCUAGCAAACUUUGGUAUGAAGGGUGUUCUAGCACAACCAUCUGUCGGAAGCAGCAAGGUACCAGAUAUUCUCUUCUCAAUCUUCCAGGGCAUGUUCGCCGCUAUUACCGUUGCUCUCGCCACUGGUGCCAUCGCCGAGCGUGGUCGCAUGCUUCCUUGCAUCGUGUUCAUGUUUGUUUGGUCCACCAUUAUCUACGACCCUAUCGCCUGCUGGACCUGGAACUCUUCUGGUUGGGUCUUCAAGAUGGGAGGUCUCGACUUUGCCGGUGGUACUCCUGUGCACAUUUCUUCCGGAUGCGCUGCUCUCGCUUACUCCCUGAUGUUGGGCAAGCGUCGCGGCCACGGCACCCACGAGCUUAACUACCGUCCCCACAACGUCACCCACGUCGUCAUCGGCACCGUCUUCCUGUGGGUUGGCUGGUUCGGAUUCAAUGCCGGUUCCGCUCUCUCAGCUAACGUGCGGGCUGCCAUGGCCGCUGUCGUGACCAACCUUGCUGCUUGCGUUGGUGGUGUCACCUGGUGUUUGCUUGAUUACCGCCUGGAGCGCAAAUGGUCCACUGUCGGUUUCUGCUCCGGUGUCAUUGCCGGUCUGGUCGCCAUCACUCCCGGCUCUGGAUUUGUCACUCCCUGGGCUGCCUUUAUCUUCGGUGUUGUCGGUGCCAUUGCUUGCAACUACGCAACUAAGCUCAAGUUCCUGCUUCACGUCGAUGACUCACUUGAUAUCUUCGCCGUUCACGGUGUUGGUGGUCUCGUUGGCAACAUCCUUACUGGUCUCUUCGCUGCUGACUACAUUGCUCAUUUGGAUGGUGUCACUGUAAUCCCCGGUGGCUGGAUUAACCACAACUACAUCCAGCUCGGCUACCAGCUUGCCGAUUCCGUCUCCGGUGGUGCAUACUCGUUCUUCGGCACUUGCAUCAUUCUUUUCGUCCUCAACCUUAUCCCUGGACUGAGCCUGCGUGCCUCUGAAGAGGAUGAGAUCAUGGGUAUCGACGAUGCCGAGAUCGGCGAGUUCGCCUACGACUACGUUGAGAUCCGUCGCGACAUUGUCCACGGUGUCGAAGGCAUUGACACCAACUCUCACCGCUCCCUUACCCCUAACGGAGAGGGUCCAGCUAUCGAGCUCAAGGCUUAA